Meloidogyne enterolobii is the source of this 3395-nucleotide messenger RNA. The record is from the annotation of a GenBank genome assembly. NCBI's taxonomy places the organism in Eukaryota, Metazoa, Nematoda, Chromadorea, Rhabditida, Meloidogynidae.
UUAUGCAACAUGAUCACUCCUUCCUAAUUAUCUCAGUAUUGCUUACCAUCUUGAUCAGAACAUCAACAGCAAUAAACCAGAUAGACUAUGGACACCCUUUAUAUGAACUACAACUUGGUCAACCAGCAAAUAAGGAGAUAUAUCAUCUUCAAAGGGAUGUUGUGGAAGGGGCAGCUAAUAUCCAACCUCCUCCCCCUCCCGACGUUUCGUCCCUCACAUUUGUUUUUGAUGCGACUGGCUCAAUGAAUGAAGUGAGCGAUCCAUUUAUUACAACAGAUCCUGAUCUUUUUCAGCAACAAUUGGCAUCCGUUUCUGUACAGGGUGGUGGUGAUUGUCCAGAAAUGGCUCUUUCUGGCAUUAAGAAAGCGCUUGAAGUUUCAUUGCCAGGAUCUUAUAUUUACGUGUUCACCGAUGCGCGUUCCAAAGAUUUUCAUCUUGAAAGUGCCGUACUCAACCUUAUACAGGAGAAACAAAGCUCAGUUGUCUUUGUAAUGACUGGUGAUUGUGGAAAUCGUUCAGCCCCUGGAUAUAAAGUAUUUGAAAGGAUAGCAGCCGCAAGUUUUGGACAAGUUUUUCACCUGGAAAAAUCACAUGUUAAUACUGUUCUCGAGUAUGUACGUCAUUCUGUAGCACGACGUAAGGUUCACAUCCUUUAUGAAGUUCGUGAACAUGGUCAGACACACACUAGCCUUGUCCCGAUUGAUACAUCAUUUUCUGAGUUGGUAGUAUCAUUGGCUGGAGUUCGAGAUGAUAGUGAUCUGAUGGACAUUGAAUUGGUUGAUCCACACAAUAGACGAAUAGACAAGUACGAACAUGAUGAUGGCACAAUCAAUUUAAAAAAUAUAAAGCUAAUUCGGCUACUUUCACCCGUGCCAGGCAUUUGGCGAGUCAGAACCAGUAGUAGAUUAAAGCAUACUUUACUAAUUUUUGGGCAUGGAGAUAUUGACUUCAAAUACGGAUUCGCCGCUCAACCGGUUUCUUCCAUCGAUUUAACCCAUCCUCGUCCCGUAGCUGGUCAACCAACUUAUUUACUUAUUAAAAUGACUGGCCUGAGACCGCCAGGUGCUUUGGAGCAUGUAUCACUUGUUGACUACAGCGGAAAUGAACUUUAUCGAAACGAGUCUCGUUUCUAUCCAGGAGACGGCCCUUACCUCCAUUUUGUUGGGCCUUUAAUUCCACCAAAAAUAUUCUUUUUUGUGCGUAACUACGAUUUUCUACGAAUAACUCCUACAGCAAUUGCUGCUGUAGAUGUUGUUGGGCCUAGAGCUUACAUGGCUGAAAGGCUCACAGCAAAUGCAUAUAAUGCUAUAAAUCUUACUUGUUCAAUUGAAUCACGUGUGCCAUUUACUGUACAUUGGCUUUUUGGGAGUAGAACAAUCGGUGGUCCUCUCUUUUAUGAAUAUACAGAUACCUCAACGUGGACAAUAGAUUCAGUUACUCCUGCCCACCGUGGCUAUUAUACUUGUUUGGUAGUUAGUUCCUUAGGCAAUCAUUCUGUCUCUACUUUUCUUGAAUCAAAAGAAUUGCCACCUGACAUUGUCUCAAUGCGAAAUGUGUCAGUUAUGCUUCAUGAGACUGCAUUUUUACACUGCAUAACACAAAGUAUAGAACGACCGAGAAUUAACUGGAUGCACAACCACAGUUUAAAUGUUGGAAAUUCCGCGAAAACUUAUACCUAUGAUAAUGGCACUUUGCGUAUUCACGAUGCGACUUUUGAUGAUGUCGGUAUUUACUCUUGCUUUGCUCGAACCUCUGGAGGCCAAAGCGAAGAAACUGCUUGGUUGACUGUUAUGCAACCCCCAAGCGUACGAGUAGAACCACGAGAAUUAUAUAGCGUUGAAGGUACUACUUUUACUUUGAAAUGCAUUACAACAGGUGUGCCGAAGCCAGAAGUUACGUGGUUCUUCAGAGGUUCCCCAAUAUUUUCUGAUCCAAAAUUCUACAUUAGCCAAAGAGAUGAAUUAAUUGUCAGUGAUGUUGAAGACGAGGAUGAAGGUUCCUAUUCAUGCCAAGCAAAAAAUUUAGCUGGUAAUGCUAUAGCUUCUGCUUAUGUUCAGAUAGCUGUUCCACCGACCAUUCAUGUCUCACAAAAUAAACAAAUGAUAACUAAAGAUGAUUCAAUUAUUCUCGAUUGCCAAGUCAUUAGUGGCAUUCCACCUCCAACAAUUGUUUGGUGGAAGGAUGGCCGACAACUAUUUAAUGACCGCUAUAUACAAAUUCAAGAAGGUGGACGUUUAACUAUUCCUCGUGCAGAUAUUUUGGAUGCUGGGACUUAUGCUUGUAAAGCUGAGAAUAUUGCUGGAUCGGCAAUUAAACCACUCACUCUUGGUGUUGGAAGCCCUCCAACAAUCCUACCAAGUCCGGAGACUGUUUAUGUCCAGAUUGGGCAAACUGCAACACUUAACUGUAGAGUUGAUGGAAAUCCUAAACCACAAAUCCAAUGGCUUAAAAAUGGUUCCCCCAUUGAUGCAUUAAUAGAAGAACAAUUGCGGUACUCUCAUUUGCCUGAUGACAGUCUUCACAUCAGAGGAGCAUCAUUAUCCGAUCAGUCGACAUUUACUUGUAUAGUUAGAAAUCAAUUUGGAGAACAAAGAAAGCGCACAAAUUUGGUUAUUACUGGAUUAGUGAGUCCUGUUCUUGCCAGUUUGCCUUCAAAAAUGGAACUUGUCGAAGGAAGGGAUUUACAAAUUAAUUGUGUUGUCCUACUUGGUAAUCCUCGCCCUGAAAUCGAAUGGUUUAAGGUCUCUAAAUUUUUAAAGACAAAAAAUUCAAAACUUUUUGGAUCAUUUAAGGAUGGACAACCACUUUCCAAGGCUAUAUCGAAAGAGCAUGUAAUUUUGCUUCGCGAUGGAUCUUUAUUACUUAAAAAUGGUUCUGAUGCACAUAAAGGAACGUAUACGUGUAAAGCUAAUAGUGCUGCGGGAAAUGCUUUACAAGAUGUUAAUGUACAAUUGAUAAUGAAACCAAGAAUGCUCCAAACAGAUAUUGAAGAUGUACUAGUGGCCAAGGAUGGAGCUCAGCUUGAAAUACCAUGCCCUGUGCUAGUUCCUGAGGGGCAAGUCAGGCCUAAAGUGCUUUGGGCUCAUGAUUCCCAGCCGUUAAAUGUUAAUACACCCGAAUAUAUUGUUCUGCCGAAUCUCAGCCUGAGAAUUCUGAGGGUUAGUUCUGCACAUAUUGGCCGUUACACAUGUACAGCUGUGAAUGAGGCUGGAAAACUGGAAAAAACUACGCUUGUUUUAGGUAUAGUUUUAAAUUUAAAAAUAACAUAAAUACAUAUUUACAUGGGUUUGAUAAUGAUUACUAGGGCCUCACAAGAUCAUUAAUCACAUUCUUAUAUGGCUUUUUCUUGUCUCUGAUAUUCUCUUGCUCCUCUAUCAUCUCUUCUAAUCUUCAUC